Molecule: messenger RNA, 7639 nt
Organism: Ectocarpus siliculosus
Lineage: Eukaryota; Phaeophyceae; Ectocarpales; Ectocarpaceae
Source: the annotation of a GenBank genome assembly
AUGGCGACUCUACCUCCGCUCCCUGAAGGGUGGGAGGAGAGGAGAGACGAGCAGGGACACACCUACUACGUGGACCACAACACGAGGCGCUCGUCAUGGCGCGACCCCCGCCUGGUUCAAACCGGAGGUCCACCACCUCCAGCUGCUACUGCUGCUGCUGGCGUACCGGCACCGCCAACCGUGGCACCGACAAACAACGGCGGCGGCGGCAGCAAGAGUUUCUUCAACCGCUCCAGUGCCAACCGCAAGCAGCCUACGGUGGGAAUGUCGGAGUCGACGUCUAGUCUGGAGCCUCGGAAGCAGAACGGUGCCGCCGCUGGACCGGACUCCCCACGUCGCCGACGUAGCAUGCCGGUGCCGAGGUCGGGCGGCGGCGGCGGCGGCGGGGGCGGCGGCGGCAAGGGCGGUGCGGGACCGGUGGACAAGUCGAGGGAGGAUAUUGCAUUUUCUCCACACUUGAUCCCGGACGAUGAUCGCUCCCAGUGUUCUGUUUGCGGGGAGCGUUUCGCGGCAUUGCGGAGGCGUCACCACUGCCGCUGCUGCGGCGAGCUUGUGUGCGCUACCUGUUCUCCGACCAAGCUCCUCAUGCACGUUUCCGAGCCGGGCUACGAGCGGCCCCGCCGCGCCUGCCAGACCUGCGCGGCACACAUCGCCGCCGGCGAAUACUCCUGCAACUCGCGCUACGCCCUGGCAAUCGCCACUCCGGGCGCCGACAUGUACCACAAGCAGGCCGCCGUGCGGCACCUCUCUGCCGCGAUGGAGGACGCGGCGAAAAACGCGGUGAAGUCUGGAGGAGGUGGGGGUGGGGGCGACGGCGGCGGGGGGGGGGUCCUCGGCCCCCUGUCGGCCAUCCAAAGGGUGCACGGCGGAACCCCCGCGGUGUUCCAGGCGCUCGUUCCGAUGAUGUCCACGGAGGUCCCCUUGGACGUAUGCACGCACGCCUGCCAGCUGCUGGGGGCCUCUCUUUUCGUGGCGUCCAGGCAAUCGUCGCCGGAAACCUGGGUAGGCCUGGUGAAGGUCAUCCCCGAGGGGUGUGUGGACGGCCUCCUGGAGUGCCUGCGCGUGGCUCCGGCGAGGGCGAAGGCGGCGCGAGCCCUGUUCUACGCCGCAAAGGUCCCGCUGGCCGGCGGGACCGGGGGAGAGCUCAUCGAGUCUAGGGGCGGAGUUUCGAUCAUGCUCGAGGUGUUGGAGUCCUUGCCGCUGGCGCCGCCGCCGACCGCCGCAGUCGAGACCAAGGGCCUCCGCGUGUGGCUCUGCGCCACCCUCCAGCCGGUCAUGGCCGACCGGCCUCGCGCCGUCCAGGCGUUCCUGGCCUGCCGGGGGAUCCCCCUUCUCUGCCGCCAGCUCGCGGCGGGCCCCGCCGACAUCGCCGUGCACGUGUGCGGUGUCCUGGCCUCCGCCCUGCGGAGCGGUGGCGCCGGCGCCGGCGCCGGUUCGAGUGCCGCCGUCCCGCGCUCAGCCAUCGAGACUGUCGAUGCGAGCAUCAUCGACCCCCUGCUUGGAAUGCUUGCCGGCGGCACCAACAAAGACGCCCACGCCUCCGCCCUGGCCAUGGAACUCCUGGUCGUCCUGGCCUCUCACCCCCCCUUCUCCGGCCGGCUCCGCGCGGCCGGCACCAUCCCCGCCGUGGCGGCUUGCCUGGAGGACCACCCCGCGAGGGGCGCGGCGGCGGCGGCGGCGGAGCCCGUAGCCAGGGCCUCGUUGAUGCAGCUCGCGCUCAUCGUCCUUACCGGCUUCCUGCGUGGCGACGGGGAUCAACCGGCGGCGGUGGCGGCGACGGGGGAGGUUGACGAGGUAGCGGCCGAGAUCGCCGCCACUCGCGCACAUGUCCGCGUGGUGGCUCUCCUCUCUGCGCCGGACCCCAAGCUGCGCUUCACCGCCGCCGAGCUCGCGCUCCAGCUGUCCCGCCGGUGUCGCCCGGGCCCGGCGCCCAACUCCAACCGCGGCGGCGGCGGCGGCGGCAUCGCAAAGGAUAUGAUCGAGGCCGGGGGGCUGGGGGCGCUCUGGAGCGCCUGCUCCGACCCGUCCCCGAUGGCCAGGCCGGUCGCUCUCGAGGCCCUGGCGGCCAUGCUCGGGACGGCGGCGGCGAUGAGCCGGUCCAGCGCGUCCUCGGAGGCCGUCCUCGCGCUGGUGUCUGAGGGCGCGGUCGGGGGCCUCGUGCGGCAGCACGUCGACCCGGCUCUUUCCGUGCUCGGCAGGAGGGGCCGUGGCGUUACAGUGGCGCUGCUGGAUGCCGGGGGGUCGAGCGGCCGCGGCGGUUUUCUCUCGACCGACAGCGAGGCGCUGUCUUCGGCAAAGCUGACCCGGGCCGCGAUCCGGGUGGUCUGGUCGUUGUCCCGGGGGCCCUCCUCGGCGACGCUGGCGGCCCACGGCACGCUCCCCCGGCUCAUGGGCCACAUGUCUUGCUUGCGCCGCAAGGGCAGCGGCGGCGGCGGCGCGGACGGGGCAAGAGGCGACACGGCGGCCGGAGUGCUCGUGCUCGAUACCAUCGCGGCGUUUCUGAGUCUGGAGGACAGCAGUAGUGGGCACCGGCGUGGUGGUAGCAAAGACUCGGUGGCACCCGUGCCUCCCUCGACGGCCACGACCAUCGGCCGGACGGUGGACGAGCUCUGCGAGCUCGUUCUCCACGGCACCACCACCAAGAGGGCGACGGCAGAUGAUGCCGGGGAUGAUGGCUCCUCGGGGGCAGCGGCUGGAUCUCUGGGCCCGAGGUCGUUGGCUCUCCUCGCGAAGGCGGCGGCCAACCCUCGACUCCGACCGAUGCUCGUGGACAGCCCCAAGUUCCCUGCCGUGCUGGACCUGCUGAUGGUUGAGAGGCAUCUGGAUGGCGCUUCCUCGGUUGAAGCUCCGCGGCGGGAGGAGGUCUGCGCCGGCCUGCGGGUGCUCGCCGGGCUCGCCGCGCACGAGGCGUGCGUGCCGCUGGUCCUGGAGAGCGAAGACCUCGGGUGCCUGCUGCAGGGAAUUCCUGAGGGGAUGACCCCCACCCCCGCGGUCGGACGGGAAACCCCCGGAGGCCACGGGCCCCCGGUCAGGGCCCAAAUGAGGGAGGAAAUGGAGGACGCCCUGCGCUGUCUGCUGCCGCUGAAGGGGCGCCCGCAGCAGCGGUCGUCGCUGAACCGUGCGCUAGGGCUCGUCGCUACCUCUCCCGCCCAUCCGGGGCUGGACGCCCUGCUUCACCUCGCCUCGGCUGAGGGGGGUCCCGCACUACAGGUUGUGUUCCAACUGGUGGCUGCAGACGCGGCCAAGUCUGUGCCCUCCUCCCCUGUCCUGAGACCCCUGGGCGAUGGCCGCCACCCCGCCGUCCUCAAGGGAUUGCUGGGUCCUGCCGACUUCCCGUGGCAGGGCGGCAUCGGCCCGUCCGCGCGCGACUCCGCGGUGAAGGCCGCGCGCGCUCGCGCGUGCGACGCCCUGCGCCACGCGUGCAGCGAGCUAUCGCCUUCUUCUUCCUCCGCCCCGGCGGCAGCACGAGACACAGGAAAUCCAACCGGCGACGGCGGCGACUCUGCGGAGGCGGGCCCCGGAGGCAAUGUCACCGCUGGCAGCGGUAAGCUCGACGUCGAAGCCGUUGCGGAGGUGUUCCCGCUGGUGCUACCCUUGGCCGGGACUACUCUCGAGGGCGCGAGGUGUCUCCGCGCGAUGUUCGCCGCCAGGGGAGGCGUCGGAGAGGCGGCGCAGGCCGCGGUCCUACGACGAGGCGUUGUCGGCGACGCAGCGGGCGCUGGGGCGGGCGGAAUCGGGGCGAUCGUUGCGAUGCUGCACUCGACAUACGUCGAAAUUCGCGCGGCGGGCGCAUCGAUCCUCCGAAAGCUCGUCUUCCCCACCGCCGCCCCCACCCACCGCCCGGAAGGCGGCGGCCAGGCGGCGGCGGCGAGUAUCCGACCCUGCCGGGCUCUCCUGGAGAGCCUCCACGCCUGCGGCGGUCGUUCUGAGGCCUUACGGUCGCUGUCCUCCUUCGGGCUCUUCGGGGAACAAGACCAAGCGGCCGUUCCCGGUGGCACGUUGUCCGUCAUUGACAACGGCGGCGGCGGCGGCGGCGGCGGCGAGAGAGCCGGGUCGCGAAAGGGGAGUGCCGGCGGCGGGAGGAGGAAGGGGGCCGCUCAGGAGGUCCGGUGGAGGAGACAGCUGCGGGACGACGCCGCCGCCGUGCUCGUGGCCGUGGUCGGAGCGGUAACUGGCGGGGCGGGGAACGGGAGCGGCGGCGGCGGCGCCUCGUGGCGGCAGCGUCGUCGCCGUAGGAGCAGCGGCGAGGAAGCUGCCGAGGGCUUGGUCGGGUGGAACGGCGGCGGCGAGGAAGGGUUUGAUGCCCAGGAGAGCGAGGCGCUGUCAGGCGUUUGCGUUGAGGCGCUUCAGGCACUGGCCACCGACAAUUUCACGGGUCCCCUGGAGAAGGCGCGUUGCCUGUCCCUCCUGGCGGACCUGGCCCUCGACCCGAGGUGCGCGCGCACGCUCUUUCAAGGUGGGGCGAUCCCGCAGAUGCUGCUCAACGCGCAGGGUUGCACGCACGUGGACUUGAUCGACGUACACGGCGACCGCGGCGGCGGCGGCGGCGGCGGCUUCGUGGGAGGUUCCGACGGUCGGGCAUCUCCGGCGCCCAGCGCUACCAGCUGCGACAGCGAGGAGGAGGGGGAGGAGGAGGAGGAGGUGGUGGUGGUGGUGGAGGAGGAGGAGGAGGAGAGACAGCGCGUGGCCGUUGGUGUCAGCGGGAGCGUGACGACGGCUGGUGCUGUCUGUUGUCGGUGCCGCCAGGCGACGCGGCUGCUGGCGAGACUUGUGCGAGGCCUCCCCGGGGAGACGCCGGCGGUCGUGGUGCGGCACAGCGGGCUGCGGAGCGUGGUCCAGAUCCUCGAGGACGGCGCGGCGGAAGCAAAAGCGGCGACGGAGGGCACCGGCGGAAGGAUUCCGACGGCGACGGAGGCGGCCGUUCGCGAGGCGCUGGAGCUCUUCGUCGCGCUAUCGGAGCAAAAGCCGCACCGAGGGGCGCUGGCGGACCUCCCCGGGCUAGCGCGCUCCGCGAGCUCCUACAUCGUGUCCGCCACCACCGCGAGCACGUCCUCGUCGUCUCCGCAGGCCGGUGAGGACUCCUCGGCGGAGGAGUCGGCCUUCCGGCUGCUAGCGAACCUUGCCUUCGCCGACGCCCCGCGCCGCCGCGUCUUGGAGCUCGACGGCCUCGUGCUCGCGUCGGCGCGCGCGUUGUCCGCCUCCGCUCUGGCGCUGGCACCACCUACACAGAAGGAAGCACCUGCUGCUGCUGCUGCUGCGUUGGCGGUGGCCGUGGGUGCCGGCGAAGCGGCGGCGGCGCUCUUGUGCCGGCUGUCCCCCGUCCUCGGGGCGGAUGGGGGCGAGGAGGAGCUGGUUGCCGCCGGGGAGGCUCUUUCGGCCGCGGUCGCGGCCGUUUCCAUGGCGGCAGCUGGGCGUGACUUCACCGCCGCUACCGCCGGCGGUCUGGCGAGCGAAGCGCUCUACGCGCUGCUGGUCCUAUCGUGGGCGGACUCGAGCUCACUCGACGCCGCCGCCGCCGUCGACGGCUUCGUCACCGACUCCCGCUUCGCGGACAGCGUCGUCUCCCUCUGGCGGCGAGGAAUGGCACCGUCCGCCUCCUCGGGCUUCGGGGCGCUGUCCGAGACCGCGCUGGCGACGAUGUCCAGCAUCGCCGCUCGCCCGACCGGGAGGAAGUCGCUGGUCGCGGCGGGGGCGGCGUCCGCCGUUGUCGACGUCGCCCUCGGGCGACAAGGCGGCGGCGGAGACGUGGCCGGAGACAGCGAGGGAGGUUGUUCGCAGACGAUGAUGAUGGCGCCACAGCUAAGCGUCUCUGAACGCGGGGAGAUCAUCCGGCUGCUGUGCGUCCUGUGCGCCUCGCCGGCGCACCGUGGCGCCGUCAGGUCGUCCUUGAUGGCGAAGCGGGGGGUCGAGUCGGGGGGAGACGACACAGAAGAGGCGGCCGUCGAGGCGGCGAUCGUGCGUAUCCAGGGCGGCAGGGGCGGCGGCGGCGGCGGCGAGGAGUGUCGCGCCGGUGCUCGCCGUCUCGCACUCCUGCUGGGCGUGUCCCCGCCGUCCCGCCGAUCAUCGCAGCACCGGGGUGGGACAACCGCCGGCGCCGGCGCCUUCGCCGCCGAGUAUCUUUCCUCGGGGGACCACCGAAGAACCCCGUUCCGGUCUCCCCCGACCGGGGACGCAGUAAUAAAGCGGAGGUCGACUUCUACAACGACUCGCUCGCCUUCCCCUCCUCCCCCGCCGGCUUACGCUGGCGAUAGCAGAGCCGCAGCGGCAGGGCUCGAGGACGAUAUUGCAUCGUCCGUGGACCUGGAGGAGGCGCUGUUCCCGACGGCAACGGCAACGGCAGUGGCGCACUUGGGGUCGCCCGGGGCGCGGGAUACCUUGUCCAGAGCAGCCGUCGCCGUUGCCCCCGUCGCCUCGGCUCGGGCUCCCGCGGCGGGGCGGAGAGAUCACGCGCUGUUGACGUUCCCGGCGCCGAAGAAUGGGCGGUCCGACUCGGAGGAGAGCUUGCAUCGGCUGCUGUCGAUGAUCGCAAACGAAGAUAAUAGCAGUGCCGCCGCGGCUUCGGCAACGGCGAAUGGUAGCUUGAGCGGUGCCGUGGUGGGGGCCGAAGAGAGGGACGAUAAGAUCGCGUGCGAGUCCUGCGGGAAGCUCGUGUUUGCGCCGACGGGCUUCGAUCUCGCCCUCAUCGAGUGCCCGCACUGCCAGAAGCCGAUGGGGUGAUGAAGACGAAUGGUAGCAAACAAACCCACACCUUUUUCUUGUUUCUCUUUGUCGUCUAUGUGCGUGGUGUUUGACUUGUUCGGAGUGUUGUUGAUUGUAAAUCGUUUCCCCCGGUGUGUAAGGUUGGCCCUAUGGACUGCUAACGUUAUGUUGGUUGUCGGGAACGCAGGGGCGCAACGGGUCAAUCUCGAUCUGUUGUUUUUGGGAUGUUGUUGUUGGCCGCCACGCGGUUGGUGUCCUCGUGUGAGAUGUCCCCCCUCCUACCCUAGCGUGCAGUUUUGUCCCUGGCGUUGGUUCCCUGGGCUGUCCAGCGGCCUUGUAUGCCGUAACGCUGUAGAUCUUUGUUCAGCACUUCACGCCACCAAAUGGAGGGGGCUGGUCGGGAAGCUCGACCACACGGGUUUCAUGCAUCCGGCGGCUGGUGCGUGUUCGUAUUUUGUACCGCUGCAUACAUACCUGUACCGUAGGCAGCACGCCUGUUUCCGACUUGCCGAUCGGGCGCACGGCAGAUGGGUUCGAGGGUCAUCGAACUUCGAGCGACGUUCUUGGCUGGCCGCAAUGGUGCUUGUUGCUAUGCGUAGGGCGAGAGUUUUAUGGGGGGCUUCCUUCCUCGGAACAAUGCUCGGAACAAUGCGGCCUCGAGGUAAAGUGUUCCGAAACAAGAACCCCAAGACUGAAAGCGUUAGUCUACUUGUUUUGGGUUUUUGUCUCGUGUGUGUGUGUAUGUUUUCGUGCCAUAAUCUCUUUCCGUGCGCCAGUGGCUUCACCUUCGGCAUGUAUUUGAUGUAUCGGCCGGGGUCAUCCAGGAGGAAGUCAGCACAGGGAGGGUGACGUAUUGUUGUUUCUGUCCAGCUUGUUUUGGGUGCGGUAGCUCAUCAGAGGCCGACAGAAAAAGAAGGUUGACUCAAGAACUUUGUUGCUU